Molecule: messenger RNA, 1224 nt
Organism: Diaporthe batatas
Lineage: Eukaryota; Fungi; Ascomycota; Sordariomycetes; Diaporthales; Diaporthaceae
Exons: 3
Coding region: 133-1224 (363 amino acids)
Source: RefSeq, a predicted model, not a curated record
GGUGAUCCCCAAGUCUGGGGACUCCAGUCUUCCUCCUUUGUCUUUUCUGUUUUUGACUCCUUCGUGGGAGUCAGCCAGGCAUUACGUUUCUCACUUGCAAGCCUCACUAGGUCUAUCUCGAGAGAUUCAGCCAUGCGUUUCCGUCCCUACGUCCUGGCCGCCCUGUCGGCGGCGGCGGCGGGCGUACAAGCUGUCGGCGAUCCUCCGGACUACGGCAAGAAGCCUGACUAUCCGGACUAUGGCAAGAAGCCUGACUAUCCGGACUAUGGCAAGAAGCCUGACUAUCCGGACUAUGGCAAGAAGCCUGACUACCCCGACUACGGCAAGAAGCCUGAUUACCCUGACUACGGCAAGAAGCCUGACUAUCCGGACUAUGGCAAGAAGCCUGACUACCCGGACUAUGGCAAGAAGCCUGACUACCCUGACUACGGAAAAAAACCAUACUAUCCCAAGAAGCCUGACUGCCAUGAUCACGAUGAUUGUCACAAGGACUACCCUGACCACAACAAACCCGAACAUGACAAGCAUCCCCACCAUCACCACAAGGGCUACGGCCAUGCGAAGGUCGUCAACUUCUGCCCGUACGACGUCUACUUGUGGUCUGUUGCCUGGGACACCGACGGACCUUACAAGAUUGGCUGCCGCCAAGAGUACGUCGAGAAGUACUUGGAAGGUGGUGUCGCACUGGAGAUUGUGAAGGACAAGCACCACUGGUACCAUGAUGACAACAAGCUCAUCCUCUACUACAAAAAGCAUCAUGGCAAGGUUGACUACGACCUGUACGACAAGUACGGACACCCCUUCGAAGGCCACAAGGUGGAGCUCAAGCCUGAAGAGGACUAUUGCCCUUCCGAGUACUGGGAUGAUGGCUGCGAUAUUGGGGACGGCGGCAAGAAGACAUGUGACGACUUCGCCGACUUGGUCCUGUACCUCUGCAAGGAACACGAACACGACUACCACAAGCCCAAAUACCCCAAAUAUCCACCGUACCCUCCCAAGUAUCCCGACCGGCCCAAGUAUCCCGACCGGCCCAAGUAUCCCGACCCGCCAAAGCGCAGGCACGUCAAGGCGCGCUCGGCCGAGGGUGACAAAGACGAGGGCUGGCACACGAGGCUGUGGGAAAACGAUAAGCCCGCGUGGGAGACGGACCCCAAGUGCACGGCCUGUGGUGAGAGGGAGCCAGGAGUUGUGGUUGACGUCCCUGCCGACUCUUUCAAAGCUUGA